GGCGGCGCACGGAGCGGAGCGGCGCGGAGCGGAGCCCCGGUGCCGCUCCGCCCGGGACAGUCGGUGCCGCCGCCCUGGGCGCAGGGAUCAGAAGUACUGCUCACCUUCUGAGAAAUUCCCAGGAUGUAAGAAAUCAGGUGUUGUGUCAUGCAGCUGACAGGUCUGCUGGCAGAGCUGAUGGUCACAGCCAGGGCAGAAAUUCUUUAAACAAAACAGUCAAAUAGUCAGGGAAGUUUGGAGCUGUUUGCAAGAUCUAGUGAGUUGGUUGCUCACCCUGUUAAAAGAAGUCACCAUUUGGGACAACGACACACUGCCAGCAGCUGCCAUGGCCAGCAAAAGGAAGUCCACAACUCCCUGUAUGGUGCGAACCUCUGAAGUGAUGGAGCAGGAAGGUGCCGAGGGCGUGGAGACCCCUAAAGACAAAGGGACUGGUGCACUGCAGCAGGACUCCAAAAAAAAUUUGCCUUCAGAAAACUCAGUCAAAGACUGCGAAGUGGUUGAGGCAAAGCCCCCAGCUGAAAAUCAGUCUAAGAAACCCCAGGGCGGUUAUGAGUGUAAGUACUGCCCUUACUCGACACAAAACCUAAAUGAAUUCACAGAGCACGUGGACACUCAGCAUCCAAAUGUCAUUCUCAACCCCCUGUACGUCUGUGCUGAAUGCAACUUCACAACCAAAAAAUACGAUUCUUUAUCUGACCACAACACAAAAUACCACCCAGGAGAGACUAACUUUAAACUGAAAUUAAUUAAACGCAAUAAUCAGACUGUUUUAGAGCAGUCCAUUGAGACCACCACUAACGAUGGCACUGUCACAAGCAGUGGGCUAGAAAAUGCAGAGUGUGAUGAUUCGCUUCAUGGGGGAAUCAGUGCAAACAAAGUGCCAGUGAUGAAACCGGGGAAGCCUAAAGGGGAAACCAAGAAGGGAUCUAAAAAGUCAGAAGAGGGAGUUAUGGAAAACCACACGGAUGGUGCUCUCCCCCGCAUCAUAACUGAAGCCACUGAAGCUAUUGCCUGUAUAAAUGGAGACCUUCUCCAUGAUGUGUUAGCCCAUGUUAUGCCCUCUGUACAGCUGCCACCAAAUAUCAACCUUGUCCCCAAGGUCCCAGUCCCUCUGAACAGCACCAAAUACAACUCUGCACUGGACACUAAUGCAACCAUGAUCAACUCCUUUAAUAAGUUUCCUUACCCAACACAAGCAGAGUUGUCGUGGCUGACAGCAGCAUCAAAACAUCCAGAAGAACAAAUCCGAAUCUGGUUUGCUACACAACGUUUGAAACAUGGUAUAAGUUGGUCUCCUGAAGAAGUGGAGGAAGCAAGGAAGAAGAUGUUCAAUGGUACUAUCCAAGCAGUUCCCCAGACCAUCACUGUCCUGCCAGCCCCUUUGGCAACUGCAAAAAUGCCACAGCCUAUCAUACAGACAGCUUUGCCUUGUCAGAUACUGGGCCAGACUGGCCUGGUUUUGACUCCUGUGUCAAAUGGUUCAACUGUUUCCUGUUCACCAGUUACACUUGCUGUUGCCCCAAACCAGGGGCAAAAGAGGACGAUACAGACCUUAUCAAGUGCCCCAGAGGCCAAGCGUCCUCACAUAGUUCAGGUGCCUGAGAUUCCUGCCAAGCUGACUGCUGUUCCUGUGACACCGGCCAGCGAGCGGAAAAAGACCAAGGAGCAGAUAGCAGAGCUGAAGGCCAGUUUCAUGGCAAGCCAGUUUCCUGACGAUGCAGAAGUCUACCGGCUUAUAGAGGCAACAGGUCUUUCCAGGAGUGAGAUCAAGAAGUGGUUCAGUGACCACAGGUACAGAAGUCAGAGGGGCAUUGUGCAAAUUCCUGGUGAUGCUUUAGGGAAAGAUCAAAUAGCACCUUCAGCUGGGCGACAUGGCCGGUCGUUUCACCCGUACACAGAUUUCACUCCCCAGAGAUUCAAAGAGAAAACUCAAGAGCAGCUUAGGGCCCUUGAGGAGAGUUUCUUAAAAUGCUCUUUUCCUACCCAGGGAGAAUUGGACAGGCUUCGAGUGGAGACUAAGCUGAGUAGGAGGGAGAUAGAUUCAUGGUUCUCUGAGCGGAGAAAGAUAAGGGACAGCAUGGAGCAAGCUGUCUUGGACUCAAUGGGAUCAUACAGAAAAAUUAAGGAUCAAGGAACUCCCAAUGGUGCAAUAAGCCAGGCAGAACUUCUGAGUAGCUCUCAACUCCCUGGUGCUUUAUCUGGGUCCUCCACCACACUGAAGAAAACACAAGAGCAAAUUCAUCUAUUGAAAAGCACAUUUGCAAGGACCCAGUGGCCAUCACCCCAGGAGUAUGACCAGUUAGCAUCUCAGACUGGGCUCACAAGAACUGAAAUAGUUCGCUGGUUCAAGGAAAACAGGUCUUCGCUAAGAACAGGGUCACUUAAGUGGAUUGACCAGUACCAGCAGCAGUAUGCUGGUGAUGGUCGUAACAAGCAAAGCCAGAAAAAGACCUCAAAACACGGUGAGAGUCCAAAGAAUGGUAAUGAGGUGUCUCGACAGCAUUACCAGGAGCACAAAAAACUGAAUGAAGAGAAUGGGGGGAAGCCGGUGGUGAGAGCAAAAAGAGACUGCGAACCACUGAAAGACUCUUUGUUGGGGAAUCAAGCCGAGGGUGUGGACAGGCUGGAGUGCAACAGCCACGAUGGCCACGGCAGCGAGGAGAACGAGGAGCCGGCAGAGGUCAGCUGGGUGGAGGUGACGGUGGGCGAGGAUGACGCUGCCUCGGACUGUACAGACAGCUGGAGCCAAACAGCCCCCGAGGGCCACACGGAGCUGGCAGACUUGGACUCAGAAAGUAUAUCUGGAGACAAUUCCCACAUAUAGACAGGGGUACUCCUCAGCUGCACUGUCCUGAUGUUGAAGGGGAAAUGCUGUCUGAAAAUAGAAGAAAACUCUAUUUUCCUGCCUGGGUGAGAGAGUGUGUUGUGACUCCAGGUCUCAAACUGUGCUUGUGGAGGCACAGUAAGAAAUACUCUCUUGGAGCGUCGUCAUGGAAUUCUUGAUAGUGCCAAAGUCCUACUACUGCAUUGCAAAAGAGAAGAAAGAAAAAGGAAAAGGUUCUUGUACAUAGUUUUCUCUUAGUUUCUCUCCCACCCACUUUCCUGCCCAGCCUCUUCCUCUACUGCAACAGAUUUGUACAACAUAAGAAUUUUUGUUAAUUUUUUUAAUAGGUGCAAGUUAUUCUUGCAUAUAAUGCAAUUGAGAAAUUUUGGGGUUGGUUGGGGAGAGGGAAGUGUCUUUUGUGGAGGAGGGAGGUUUGGUUUUUUUUUUUCCUGAAGUGUUCUAAGAAAGAGUUGCAAUCCUUUGGAGUUGUCUUGGUGCAGAUCAACACCUGAGCCCAGAUCCCCACUCCAGUUUACAUUUCAGACCAGUUAAACAUGUUCUGGAGCAGUGGGGUUUGAUUUUUUUUGUUAUGUUGUUUUGACUUUUUUGUUUUGUUCUAUGGCCACCUGCUACUGAUUGAAGUAUUUAAAUCUCUGCUUUUCCAUGCUCCUACAAGGCAAGUCUUCUCCAGCUCCUGUACUUCACUUUUCACCAGCCAGCCCCACCUAUGGGUCUCUGAAGAUUUGGCUGGAAUGACUUUAAUUGAUUAUUGGUUUGGUUUUGGGGUCCUUUUUUUUAGCACUUUUUGUUUAAACAUGCAGUACAACUCCCAGAGGGAUUGAAAUGAGGAAAUUAGGAUGCUUCAUAAUCCAAACUUAUUUGUGUUUCUUUGUCUGGUACAGCGAUGGACACCAUAACCAGCAGCCUGCCCUCCAGCUUUAGACCUUGUAGCGCACAGCAGAAGUUCCUUAUUAAUCCUUGCCACUAAAUUUUUAGAUCACUCCUAGGUUCCUGAGUGCACUUUUUUUCAAAUACUGCUAAUUUGGAUUUGUGUGGGGAUGUCUGUCUGUGCAUGUGUGAGGAGGGAAUGGAGGGAGAGCAGGAGCCUGGGUGCAAGAGCUGUCUGAGGAGCUGGGCUGGAAAACUUGUCCACCUUUCAGUACGCUGCGAUGCUAGGGAGUUUGAAUAAACCCAACUUUUCUAACUUGUUGCUCAUUUGUUGUAACUCAAUAAAACAAAGGCUAAAAAUUUUGCUAAC
Messenger RNA from Pseudopodoces humilis (Tibetan ground-tit), 4082 nucleotides. RefSeq names its product zinc fingers and homeoboxes 2 (gene ZHX2). Gene Ontology annotation, biological process: regulation of transcription by RNA polymerase II. The record is from RefSeq and is a predicted model, not a curated record. NCBI's taxonomy places the organism in Eukaryota, Metazoa, Chordata, Aves, Passeriformes, Paridae. Gene Ontology annotation, molecular function: DNA binding; DNA-binding transcription factor activity, RNA polymerase II-specific. Gene Ontology annotation, cellular component: nucleus.